Messenger RNA from Trypanosoma grayi, 1629 nucleotides. RefSeq names its product putative pumilio/PUF RNA binding protein 9. NCBI's taxonomy places the organism in Eukaryota, Euglenozoa, Kinetoplastea, Trypanosomatida, Trypanosomatidae. The transcript has a single exon. Gene Ontology annotation, biological process: post-transcriptional regulation of gene expression. The coding region runs from base 1 to 1629 and encodes 542 amino acids. Gene Ontology annotation, cellular component: cytoplasm. The record is from RefSeq and is a predicted model, not a curated record. Gene Ontology annotation, molecular function: mRNA binding.
AUGGAGAUUCGUGAGGUCAACUUCAACACGGCGGUGCCACGCGGCAAGUCCGGCAUACCGAUGGCGACUUACAUCAGCCCACCGCGGCCAAACAAGCAGAAGCACGCCACGCCGACCCCACCGCAACCGAGCGUCAUCCCAAGCGAACCUGAUACAUAUAUGUCGUCCUCGGCGUCCUACCCGUAUACGGCAACCGCAGACGCGAAGCGCAUGGCGGAGAUUGCGGAGGCGAACUACGCACAGUGCCCAUGUGCGACGUGUGCGCACUACCGCGCCUACUACGCCAUGCAGGUAGCGGGUUGUGUGCCACCUCCCACAACGGAAACGUACACGACGUCGGCAACGUACAUGCAGGAUGCGUAUGCCCAGCAACAACCACCACAACAGCUACCACAGCAGCAACAACGACCUGUGACCGCCACUUCGCGUCGCGCGGUAGCACCUGUGGUGACGGUAGGGCUACAGCGACAUGCUGGCCGUGCCGCAUCCCCCGCUGGCGACUACCACUACUACUACAACCACAACCCCCAGCAACAGCAGCCACAAGAGCAGCAGCCGUCAUCGAGGCUGUACGGCGAGCCCACGGUUUCUGCGCCUGUGGCUCCAGGUGUCAUGGUUCCCCUUGAUACCGCCGACGAGUUUGAACGCAAGUGUGUGGGGCGCGUCGCGGAGUUGGCAUGCACGGCGGAGGGCCGCUCAAUGCUUCUGGCGGCCAUGCACUCACAGGACGCCGCAGUGAUUGACACAAUGGUCCAGGAGAUCGCUGCCGAGGUGGAGACUGUUGCACUCGACACCCACGGCUGCCACGUGCUGCGCGCAUUGAAGGACUACAUGAGUGCAGAGCAGACGGCGUUGAUCGUUUCCUCAUUCACGGAGACGCUGGUGCUGAACUUGUGCACUGUCUCGCAGUACACACGCCGCAUCCUGCAGGCGCUGUUCGAGCGACCGCUGAUUGACCUGCAGCCGAUUGUGAAUGUUCUCUCAGCCAACGCGCAGUACCUUGCGGCGACGCAGCAGGGCUGCAUCUCACUGAUGCGCAUUUUUGAGCAGUGCGACGCGGAGCAGAAGACUCAGCUGGUGGCGCCGCUGGUUCCCCUCUUCGCCCACAUUGCACUCGACCCCUUUGGGAAUUACGUUGUGCAGUGCGCCAUCGAGCACAGCGGGAAGACGGUGGCGGCGCAGUACACCGUCUCCUGCUUCACGGGCGAACUGCUCAACAUGAGCUGCAACAAAUAUGCCAGCAACGUUGUGGAGAAGAUCAUCAAGGUGUGCGGUGACGUCCCUGCUGUGCGGCGGCUGCUGAUGGAUGAGCUCAUUUUCAACCCCGCAGCCCUGCUGCAGAUGGUGCAGGACAACUUUGGCAACUUUGUCGUGCAGUCCAUCAUCGAGAACACGGACAGUCCAAGCGAGCUCAAGCGCAUCUGCGACCGUCUGCGUCCUGCACUUCCGAGCAGUCCAUACGCGGCAAAGGUGGAGGCGAAAAUUCGCACCAAGCAUCCGUCCUCCCAGCAGCAGCAGCAGCAGCAGGCACCGCGCCAGGGCUCCACACGCCGGGCGGUGCAACAACAACAACAACAACAAAAGCAGCGGCAUGCGGCGGCCCCCACGGACGCCUAUUGGAUCCAAUAA